GUGAACUCCCCCAGCCCUAGGAAACCACAUGCCAGCCACAUUAAUUCAUGCGUACAUAACUUCAUUAAAAUAUGACGCUGGUUUGCAAACGAAUAGGCUACUCGUGCAUUGAUAAUCUCCCAAUCAUAGGUGACAAUAUUAUCUUCCUUAAUGAUAUACCUGCAGACAGGCAUUAGAUUGGGCUCUGCUACAGCAACUAAUUUUAUUUUAAUUAGGCGUUGUUGCACUGUGCUGCAAGCAGGAUAGGCUAAAUAACUUUACUGCAUGCUCUGCUGUGAUUUGCACAGAUUUGCAGAUUUGCAGAUUUGCACAGGCUAAAGAGCUCGUCUCAUGGUGGGAAGAUGUUAAUUAAGUGUGAGACCCCUCCCAUGAUCAGGAGUCUAUUAAAACCCGCUCACUCGAGCAGGUCUGGUGCUGUCUCACGAGCCGUGGUGCUGAAAGUGCACAGCUGUCAUGUGGUCCGUCUUUUUCCUGUUCCUGUCUUACUCAGACGGAGACUUUGCUAAAGGCGACCUUUCCGCUUUAGACGCGGAGAAAGAGAGCCAGGUUUCAUACUUUCUGCUCAGUGCGACUUCGUGUGCGGACACUUCGGCGUGCCAUGCGGGGCUGAGCCCUCAGAGAGCCGGCGACGGGGAACCAAAGCGUGGAAGACAAGAGGCUGCAGACAGGAAACCCGCUGCAGGCGACAUCCUCCCUCUGCGCAGAUCCAAGCGGGGCUUCACUUACCCCGGGACCCUGUGGUGCGGAGCAGGAAACAUCGCCGACAGCUACGAUCAGCUGGGAGAGUUUGCUGAGACUGAUAAAUGCUGCCGUACACAUGACCACUGUCCCCAUAUCAUUCACGCAUUUUCUUCAAAAUAUGGCUUCACCAACUUUAAGUGGCAUUCCAUUUCACACUGUGACUGCGACAAUGCAAUGAAGCAGUGUCUGAGGGCGGUUAAUGACACUUCAUCACGGGUGGUUGGCCAGGCUUUCUUUAACGUGAUUGAAGUUCCAUGUUUUGAAUUCUCACUUGAGGAGCAAUGUGUUGAACGGCACUGGUAUGGAGUGUGUAAGAGAUACGACAAAGUGCCUGUUGCUGUGAUUAGAGAGUCAGUGCCCUAUGAUUUUGGGGGCAUUGAAGUUAUUGAUGUGUUGACUCUAGCACCUCCUAAGAAAAAAUUGUCUGAGAUAGAUGAAGGCAAGCAAGAAGAAAUGCACAGGUCGGAAAGCACGACAGAGUCGAGCACCUCGAGAUCCAAAAACCCUGCACCAGAAGAGCCUUCACUUACAAAUGUUGUCACAGCAGCUGAGGACUUCAUCAAAGUACUUGCUACAGUUUCCACUUCACAAAGCUCAUCUACUGAUGGUGGAAACACAGGUGAAACACAAACCUCAGACAAGAAGAGGAAGAAGAAUGCAGGCAAAAAGAAAAAAAACUCAAAGAAGAGAAGAGGAGAGGGGAAGGGGAAAAAGAGAAAGCAGAACACAGACAGGGUUCCAAAAGCCAAUGUCACUGGGGCUCCGUCUGCCAACAGAGCAGAGGAUGUCAUCAACAAGAACAAUUUUGUGGAAGACUCUGGGAAUUUUGACUGGGUCAGUAAGAAUGACAACUUUAUGAACAGCCAGUUCAGUUCUGUGGGAGACAUUGUGCAUUCCAAUAAGAUGAUGAGGGAUGAGCACCAGAGGACAUCUGAGAGUGUAGUAGACACCACCACUGCACCAGAUGCAAAGCAAGAGGCCGAAAUGUUAGAGCCACAAAAGCAAAUCAAGGAUAUGGAAUUUGUGCAACUCUUCUACACAGUGCCAUUGACUAUCACCAGCAAACCUACAACUGCUACACCAAGACCACGAGUGGCAAAAAAGAAGAAGAGAUAUCCAACUCCAAAUUUCAUUCCUGUAAAAGGCACCCUAAACAAUAUGAUGGCAGAUAACACCGCAGUGAGAACAAAUGAAGGCACCAGCUUAGCAGGUCUGACAACACACACUCCCAUCAGUCUACCAGGGGAGGAGGCACCACACAACGUUGAGUCCCAGCGUGAAAAGGGAUCUGCGUUUAAUGCCACCGCACAGAAUACACCCAUUGUUGGAAUCAAAAGGCUGAGGUCAAAGCAGAAAGGGGGGAGGAGGAAAAGUCGGAAGCUGUAUAGCCCUUCCUCCCCCACAGACACUUUAACAACAGAAGAACCAAAAGUUCUCCAAACUGCCACAACUCAGGAGCUGACUGUUGGCCCACUUCCUGAACCACAGACUGCAUCACAGAGACUGCUGUCUAAUGGACCAAAGAAUAUGGUAGAAAAACCUACAACAGGUGUGUCUGGUGAAAUUCGACUUAAACCAUUAAAGGACACUGGGGUCAGAAAGAGAGCUCGACGACCCAAGUCCAAUUCAUCCAUAAUGGAAGACGCUAUCAAGGCAAGGCAAGAAGCCACAGGGAUCAUGGUUACCAGUACCUCAAUGGGUUCAGCUAUAACUGAUCUGGCUACUCAGGCAAAGGAUGCUGAGGCAAGCACUGGGCAGCUUUUCUCUUCUAGACUACAGACUAUCACUCCAUCCAUGCUGCCUCUCAAAACCAGAACAUCCAAGAGAAGAAGAUCAAAGGAGAGGAUAACAAGAGUAGAAGAAAAAACAAAGGCACAAAAACCUAGGUUUAAAUACCUGAAACAAAAUCAGUAGAAUGGUUUCUUAGUAGUUAGCCUGUGUCUUGAUCAGAGUCAUUAGUACAAUAAGAAAGACAUGAUUUAAAGUAUACUGUUUUGUAAAACUCAGUGAUGGUAGACAGCAUGGUUGCCUAUAUUCAACACUGUCACUAAAUAAAGUAAGUUGAAAAAUCA
This is a messenger RNA of Pangasianodon hypophthalmus (striped catfish), 2813 nucleotides long. It is a transcript of the gene proca1, whose product is annotated as protein interacting with cyclin A1. The coding region runs from base 454 to 2655 and encodes 733 amino acids. Gene Ontology annotation, molecular function: A2-type glycerophospholipase activity. The transcript is spliced from 4 exons. The record is from RefSeq and is a predicted model, not a curated record. Lineage: Eukaryota; Metazoa; Chordata; Actinopteri; Siluriformes; Pangasiidae. Gene Ontology annotation, biological process: phospholipid metabolic process; arachidonate secretion.